Lemur catta (Ring-tailed lemur) is the source of this 673-nucleotide messenger RNA. It is a transcript of the gene C3H1orf185, whose product is annotated as chromosome 3 C1orf185 homolog. Bases 1 to 639 code for a protein of 212 amino acids. Lineage: Eukaryota; Metazoa; Chordata; Mammalia; Primates; Lemuridae. The transcript is spliced from 5 exons. The record is from RefSeq and is a predicted model, not a curated record.
AUGGCUUCGCCUAAUGGUUUUUUUAACCACUUUACCUAUUUUCUGGCUGCUGGUGCUUUUACUUUGGGAAUUGGUUUCUUUGCUUUGGCAUCUGCUUUGUGGUUCCUGAUUUGCAAACGAAGAGAAUUAUUUCAAAAUUCCAAAUUUAAUAUAACUGAUGAGAGAUGCAAGCAAAGACCAUCAGUGGCGAAGAUUAAAUCUCGUUCUCCAUGUGUUUUUAUUUCUCGAAAUUUUCACACUGGAGGAUUUCAACUGCAGGAGGAACAAAGAAAACAGGAAGCAGCACGUAUAACAGCAAUUGAAGGUCACUCUAAAGAUGAACUCUGCCUUGCAACAGAAAAGGUCACUUGUGACUGUGACCCCUCAGAGACUAGCUCAGCAACAAAUUGCAGCAGUGUCACAUUAAGUUUAUCAACAUUGCCAUCUGAUUCUUAUUACAGCCAAAGUAUAGAAGCAGCUAAUGACUGGUUUUCUGAUGAUUCUUUAGUGAAAAAGAACUCUCCAAUGCCUUAUCUCACGGAACCGCUAAUGGAAAAAGUAUUUUCAUACCUGUCAACCAUUUCAUUAGAUCGAAAUGCACUGAAUAUGACACUAAAUGAUGAUCAAAAAGUUGGCAGCAUUAAGGAAACAUGUUCAUGAAGAAACACAGAGGUUGAAAUACAAAACCUUCAAC